Fimicolochytrium jonesii is the source of this 848-nucleotide messenger RNA. RefSeq lists its product as uncharacterized. The coding region runs from base 1 to 762 and encodes 253 amino acids. Lineage: Eukaryota; Fungi; Chytridiomycota; Chytridiomycetes; Spizellomycetales; Powellomycetaceae. The transcript is spliced from 3 exons. The record is from RefSeq and is a predicted model, not a curated record.
AUGCUUGGCGGUAACGACACAGACAGCAACGCAGAAAGCCUGCCACUCACACCAGCUGCUUCAGCAAAGCGACGCCAGCGCCCAAGCAUUCGUCCUGUUCACGACAUCGCUCUUUUGAAGGAGGCCAUCGCAAUCUUCCCUUACGGCAAACCACGGGCAGCAAAAGCGGAGGCGUGGAUGCAGAUGGCUUGCAACGCCAACACCGCAGUUGGGGCAGAUAUUUUUGAUGAGCGGCGGGCACGGGAGCGGUGCAAAACACUGGUUGAGGCCCACCGCGCAGAUGACCUUCUCUCGCUGAGGGCGUCUGGUACCAACGAGGAAUACAGUGAGCGCGAGCAGCUUCUCACUGAUUUAACAGAGAUGAUUGAUACUGGGGACCUCACUCGGGCUGCAGAUGCUGAGAGGCGGGCGAGGGAGGAGGCUCAGGGGGAGCAGCUGCGUUUGGAAGCGCUGGAGGGCUUGAGUGCACACCGUCAGGGCUCUCGAUCUGCCAGUGUCUCGGUGGAUGGCUCGGAUGCCCCCCGUCAGCGUGCACGACGGGAUACAGGUGAAUGGGACAUUGAGGCAUGGUUGAAGGAGGAUGCGGCGUCACGAAAGGAGGCCUAUGAUCGACGCUUUGCAAUGGAACAGCAGCGGAUUGCGGUGGAUCACCGGCGCUUUCUCAAAUAUUCUUCUACGGAUGGGGGGUCAACUAAAAAGGAGCUCUCAGCGCAACUUCUGUACAAACAGGAGUGGAUGUUGUCGAUAAACGCCCAGAACUGAACGAUCUUGCCAAAACCCACUCGGCGGAAACCCGCACAGAGCUCAUGCGAGCAUUGAAGUCCCUUUGCGCGGGAGUUAGCGCGGCC